AUGAUUCAACUCCUUAUCUUAGCUGUGAUUGUUGCUGCUGUCGGUGCCCUCUACUACGUCACGAGAUCCACCAAGGAACCAACAAUUUUCCAUCAUGUAUCUGCUGUACCUCCCGAUUAUCACUGGUCAAAAGAAGAACCGUUACCAAUUAGACCAUUCGUUAACAAGAAGAAUUUCAACCCUUCUAUGGGAGUUAAAAAUUUAGGCAAAACCCCUGAAGAUUGGCUCUUGAUUGAAAAUUCCUAUGUCCACAAAACGAAUCUUAAACGCAAGACACUCGAAGCUCAUCUGGACCAAAUCACCCAUAUUCAUAAGAAUAAAGUCACAAUCGAAGCUUUGAAAGAAUUUUAUGAAGUAACUACUCAAUUCCUAUUAGAUAAAUAUCCCCAACACUUCAAAUAUUCAAGAUGGUCAGGCAUGGUCCAUAAUCAAAUCAAUCAAGAUACAUUCCCCAAACACUCCACCAAACUUUCACCAGAAGAAAUGCUUCACAUUCUUGCCACCAAUCUCGAAGAAGAUUUCUUAAUCUUAAUAAAAGACAACCCACAAGACGCUGACGAAGAAUAUAUCCUCCGUGGAGCUGUUAGCGGAUUCCCAACCGGAUUUGACCCAUCCAAACUCUUCAACAAACCAGUUUCAGCCAUCCAUAUCCCCGUCCCACAAUAUAAACCCCGCUUACAAUUCUCCAUGCAUAAGUUCUUUAAUAAUUUGAAAACCACUGAUCUUUGGGUUCGUCACAAUUGGUCAAUUCAGACCCAGGGGACUUAUUUCAAUCUUGGUGCCCUACAUGGUCGUCCAGGGGAAAAGAUUGAAAAGAUGAAAUAUGAAGAUAUUGAUUUUGAAGGUGGUGGUGGUGAUGGUGAUGAUCGGAUGGGAUGCUGUUUGAGAGUGGAAAGACAAUGUUUUGUUAGGUUGCCAAUACUGAAGGCUAUGAUUAUGACAAUUAGGACAUAUCUUACCCCAAUUAAGAAAGUGAAGGAAGAAGGAUUGGGACCGGAUUUGAGUUUUGCGAUUGAUUCGUUGCCGGAUGAUUUGGCUUAUUAUAAGAGAAGAGAUGCUUGGGGUGAGGCGGUUAAGGAAUAUUUGGCAAAAUGA
Messenger RNA from Hemisphaericaspora subhashii, 1095 nucleotides. RefSeq lists its product as uncharacterized. The record is from RefSeq and is a predicted model, not a curated record. The coding region runs from base 1 to 1095 and encodes 364 amino acids. NCBI's taxonomy places the organism in Eukaryota, Fungi, Ascomycota, Pichiomycetes, Serinales, Debaryomycetaceae. The transcript has a single exon.